AUGAUCACUUUUACACCUUUAUCUGGAGCAGCCCGUAAUUCUCAAACUUCGCCGCUUUGUUACCUGCUACAAGUGGAUGAUGUCAAGAUUCUGCUAGACUGUGGCUCUCCGGACUGGGAGCCAGAGAAGAAAGAGACCCCAUAUGCAUGGGAAGAAUAUUGUCACAGCCUGCGAGAAUGCGCUCCAACCGUCGACCUGGUUUUGCUAUCUACUGGCGAUUUACAACAUUCCGGUCUAUAUGCAUACGCGCAUUCCCGGUGGGGUCUGAAAGCUCCUACAUACACAACCUUACCAGUUCAGGCAAUGGCUAGGAUUGCAUCUAUUGAGGAAGUAGAGGGACUAAGGGACGAACAGGAUAUCGGAGACCAAUACCAAGUAACUGAGGGAGAGGACGGCAGUAUUCGUCCCGAGGGAGAGGAAGAGAAAGCGCCAGAGUCCAUCACGAAAAGCGGGAAGUAUGUGGCGACCCUCAGGGAAGUUCAAGACUCUUUUGACUCUGUCAAUACCCUUCGUUACUCCCAGCCUGCGCAUCUGCAAGGUAAAUGCCAAGGGCUUACUAUCACUCCCUUCAAUGCUGGUCAUAGUAUUGGUGGAACCAUAUGGAAAAUUCGCUCCCCGUCGUCCGGCACAAUCAUGUAUUGCGUCGACUUCAAUCAUAUGAAAGAAAGGCAUCUGGACGGAACAGUACUGUUACGCUCUGGCGGGAUUUUUGAACCUCUUGCUCGCCCAGAUCUACUGAUCACGUCUGCAGACCGUGCUUCUGUGAUCUCUAGUCGGAGGAAGGACCGUGAUGCUGCUUUAAUGGACACCGUCACAGCAACUCUUUCUUCCCGCUCCUCACUUCUUCUACCAUGCGACUCUAGUACACGUGUUCUGGAACUUCUUGUCCUUCUUGACCAGCAUUGGAACUAUUCUAAACUUCGAUAUCCGAUUUGCUUAUUGUCUCGUACUGCAAGCGAGAUGUUAACGUUCGUACGGAGUAUGAUGGAAUGGCUCGGUGGCACAGUUAGCAAGGAAGAUGUUGGAGAGGACGGAACGGGACAUCGUAGACAGGAUCGUAAACGCAGGAGAGGAGACGACGAUGACAAUGAAGAUGCCUUAGGCGCUUUCUCUUUACGGUUCAGGCAUCUCGAGUUAUUUCCAAAUCCCCAAGCACUGAUCCAAAAAUACUCAUCCAAAGACCCAAAGCUGAUCCUAGCCGUCCCUGCUUCUUUAUCUCAUGGUCCUUCGAGGCAACUCUUUUGCAGUUUUGCCGCUGUUCCAGACAAUGUCAUUCUCCUCACAGGUCGGAGCGAGCCUGGAACCCUUGGUCGUAUUCUCUUUGAUAAGUGGAACGACGGUCAAAGGCAAGAAACAAAGUGGGACAAUGGCAAAAUCGGGAGUAACAUCAUGAUGGAUGGGAUCAUGAGAUUACAGAUGAAAUCCAAAGAGCCCCUUCAAGGUGCUGAACUGGAGCAAUACCUGCAAAAGGAGCAAGCUGCUCGGGAGAAAGAAGCAGCUAGUCAAGCUGCAUUGGCCCGUCAGCAGCGUAUACUUGAAGCUGACGAAGACGACAGCGACUCAGAUUCCGACUCAGACGAGGAUGAGGAGGACGAAGUGCGGAGGGCUCUGGGCCAGACUGAUGAUCCAGACGAACGCUCCUUGAAGCCGCGCAAAGGGGAUAACAGUGAUGGGAAUGACUGGAAUCACAUCGAUGACGAAGGGUUGACCAAACAGCUACUCUCAUUCGAUAUUUAUUUAAAAGGCAACGUUUCCAAGGCCACGUCGUUCUUUAAGCAUGUUGGUGGACAGACUCAUCGGUUCCGAAUGUUCCCUUACGUUGAAAAGAAACGACGGGUGGAUGAGUACGGUGAAACGGUUGACGUUGGGAUGUGGCUACGGAAGAGUAAAAUAUUGGAAGACGAGGCUGAAAGUGAUGACAUUAAAGAUUACAGGCGGCGCCAGGCUGAAGAAGAAUUGAAGAAAGCUGCGUUGGAACCUCCCUCAAAAUUCGUCACAACCGAAGUUGAAGUUCAAAUGACCUGUCGUCUACUCUUUGUUGAUCUCGAAGGCCUAAGCGAUGGCCGUGCUAUCAAAACCAUUAUACCCCAGAUCAGCCCUCGAAAAAUGGUCAUUGUCCACGCUACCGAUGAUGCGACAGACGCUCUCAUUCAGAGUUGCGCAAAUAUCCGGGUAAUGACGAAAGACAUUCAUGCACCUCGCAUAGGUGAGAGUGUGCAGAUCGGACAACAGAUUAGCAGUUUCUCGAUUUCCAUCAGCGACGAGUUACUUUCGAGUAUGAAAAUGUCUCGGUUUGAGGACAAUGAAGUAGGAUUCGUGACAGGACGUGUUGUCACCUCCGCUAGUUCUAUUAUUCCAAUUCUCGAGCCUGUGUCUGUAUCAGCGCUGCCUAAACCGGUUGCUGCCCAACCCGGAGCUGGAGCGACAUCCCGUUUGCUCGGUUCUCGUCCGCCUGCAACCCUACCGAGCUCAACGAUGAUAGGAGAGCUAAAACUUACUGCUCUAAAAUCUCGUUUAACAGCAAUUGGGGUGCAAGCGGAACUCGUCGGAGAGGGUGUACUGAUAUGCGGGGGUGGUGCAAAAUACGAUGGGGCAUCAGAUGCGCUAGAGGCAACCGUAGCCGUACGCAAAACUGGGACGGGGAGAGUGGAGUUGGAAGGAAAUGUAUCAGAUGUGUAUUAUGUGGUUCGUAAGGAGAUAUACGCUUUGCAUGCCCUGGUAGCGGCUUGA
Molecule: messenger RNA, 2730 nt
Organism: Lentinula edodes (shiitake mushroom)
Lineage: Eukaryota; Fungi; Basidiomycota; Agaricomycetes; Agaricales; Omphalotaceae
Product: beta-lactamase-like protein
Exons: 9
Coding region: 1-2730 (909 amino acids)
Biological process (GO): mRNA 3'-end processing by stem-loop binding and cleavage
Cellular component (GO): mRNA cleavage and polyadenylation specificity factor complex
Molecular function (GO): RNA binding
Source: RefSeq, a predicted model, not a curated record